AUGACAAAUAUAGUAAUUGAUCCAAAAAAUAUUAAUAAAUUAUUUCCAAAUGCUUCAUUAUCUCAACCUAUUAGAAUUCGAAUUAUUGCACAAAUUAUAAAUUUUAAUCAAUUUACUUCAGAUUUAAUAAUUGUUAGAGUACCUUCUUUAACUAAUGACGAGAAAAAGGAGGAAGACAAAAUAGAAGUAGAAGUUGAGGAUGAUACAUCGUCACUUGAUUCAAUAAUUAUAAUUGAAGAAAACGAAGUGGAAGAAUCAAAAGAACAAAAUUUACAACAAACUAGAAAAAAGAAAGAAGAAUAUGUAUCAAUUAAUUUAUCAUCAAUUCAAUUAAAAUUAAAUUUAUCAAUGUUAAAACCAGGUAAUAUAAUAAAUUUAGAAGGAUUUUAUAAUGGUAUUAAUGAAAAUGAUAUUGAAGAUAUUGAUAUUUUUAAUAUUUUUGAAAUUGAUUGUAAUUUGAUCAAGAAUCCUCAAUAUUUAAAUACAUUAAAAUAUUUAAGUGAUUUAAAUCAAAUGAAACCUAUUAGUACUUUGGAUUGA
This is a messenger RNA of Lodderomyces pseudojiufengensis, 540 nucleotides long. It is a transcript of the gene TEN1, whose product is annotated as Ten1p. NCBI's taxonomy places the organism in Eukaryota, Fungi, Ascomycota, Pichiomycetes, Serinales, Debaryomycetaceae. The record is from RefSeq and is a predicted model, not a curated record. Gene Ontology annotation, biological process: telomere capping. Gene Ontology annotation, cellular component: CST complex. The transcript has a single exon. Gene Ontology annotation, molecular function: single-stranded telomeric DNA binding. The coding region runs from base 1 to 540 and encodes 179 amino acids.